Miniopterus natalensis is the source of this 1324-nucleotide messenger RNA. RefSeq names its product NIPA like domain containing 3 (gene NIPAL3). Lineage: Eukaryota; Metazoa; Chordata; Mammalia; Chiroptera; Miniopteridae. Gene Ontology annotation, cellular component: membrane. Gene Ontology annotation, biological process: magnesium ion transport. Gene Ontology annotation, molecular function: magnesium ion transmembrane transporter activity. The record is from RefSeq and is a predicted model, not a curated record.
AUGCUGCUAUGCAGGAAAGAAUGUAGACUUGGGCCCAGUUAUAUCUGCCUCUGUGAACUUUCCUUACAGGAAAACUUAAUCGGCGCCCUCCUGGCAAUUUUCGGGCACCUUGUGGUCAGCAUUGCGCUUAACCUCCAGAAAUACUGUCACAUCCGGCUGGCGGGCUCCAAGGACCCCCGGGCCUAUUUCAAGACCAAGACAUGGUGGCUGGGCCUGUUCCUGAUGCUGCUGGGCGAGCUCGGAGUGUUUGCCUCCUAUGCCUUCGCUCCACUCUCACUGAUCGUGCCUCUCAGCGCAGUCUCCGUGAUAGCUAGCGCCAUCAUAGGAAUCAUUUUCAUCAAAGAAAAAUGGAAACCUAAGGACUUUCUGAGGCGCUACGUCUUGUCCUUUGUCGGCUGCAGUUUGGCCAUUGUGGGCACCUACUUGCUGGUGACAUUCGCACCCAACAGCCAUGAGAAGAUGACUGGCGAGAACAUCACCAAGCACCUCGUGAGCUGGCCUUUUCUCUUGUACAUGCUCGUGGAGAUCAUUCUGUUCUGCUUGCUGCUGUACUUCUACAAGGAGAAGGGCACCAACAACAUCGUCGUGAUUCUUCUCUUGGUGGCGUUACUCGGCUCGAUGACGGUGGUGACAGUGAAGGCAGUAGCCGGGAUGCUUGUCUUGUCCAUCCAGGGGAACCUGCAGCUGGACUACCCCAUCUUCUACGUGAUGCUCGUGUGCAUGGUGGCAACUGCCAUCUAUCAAGCCGCGUUUUUAAGUCAGGCCUCACAGAUGUACGACUCAUCUCUGAUUGCCAGUGUGGGCUACAUUCUAUCCACAACGGUCGCCAUCACAGCAGGUGCAGUGUUUUACCUGGACUUCAUCGCAGAGGACGCGCUGCACAUCUGCAUGUUUGCCCUGGGGUGCCUCAUCGCAUUCUUGGGCGUCUUCUUGAUCACACGGAACAGGAAGAAGGCCGUUCCAUUCGAGCCCUAUAUUUCCAUGGAUGCCAUGCCAGGUAUGCAGAACAUGCAUGACAAAGGGAUGGUAGUCCAGCCCGACCUCAAAGCUUCUUUUUCCUACGGGGCCCUGGAAAACAAUGACAACAUUUCUGAGAUCUAUGCUCCGGCCACACUGCCUGUUAUGCAAGAAGAACACAGCUCCAGAAGCGCCUCUGGGGUUCCCUACCGAGUCCUGGAACACAACAAAAAGGAAUGAGUGCACCCUGAAGGAGACUCACCUUCCCUCCACUUACAGCUGCUCAAGCGUGCAGACAGUAGUUCAACUCUUUUUUUUUUUUUUAAUAUAUUUUUAUUAAUUUCAAGGAGAUGAAGAGAGAGAGAGA